GGGAGACGGACAAUUUCUCAUGUUUCUCUAGAAAUUUUAUCUUUACCAAUUUCAAAGUCCGAUUUGCCUGUGACUCCUUACGAAACAACUUUGUUCCUUCGUUACAUUUCACAGCAGUUCUCCUGGAGUGCUGUUUCUAUUCGGGAUAGAACAAAAGGGAGUCCAGCCUACAAAGGUGUUCUGGUUGCACAACACAUUAACAUGAGAAUGGAUAGCCACAUUCCAUCAAAAACUCUUCUGGUCUUCCUACUCUUGGUGGGGUUCCUUGGGGCCAGUUCCGGUACCCUAAGUUCAAGCACUGAGGAUGCCAGCUAUGCCAGUAGAUACAGAUCUCUAGAAAGGUUACAUCAUGAUGUAACUAGCAUUAGUAACACAACAACUCAGGACGAGUUAUUUGAUUUUGCUGAUAGUUUGGAUGUUUUGAAAAAUCUGUUUUCUUUGCCAAGCUUGUUAAAACGGAAAUAUCAACUACGUAGUACUCAGGAUGAAUUGCUGCAGCAGAACAUCUCAGAAACUUGUGUCAACAACACUAUGCAGAUUGUGGAAGGUCUACUCCGGAGAGAGGGAUGGGCUCUCAAAAUGUUGGAUGCAGCUGGAAAGCCAGCCAGUGGCCUGAUGGAGGGAAAUCUCUACUGGUUCGGUUCAUAUGAUGAGUGUUGGACCAUCCAUGCUAGCAGCAUCAAUGACUCCUCAGUCGACUUUGAUGGCCGGUAUUGUAAGAUGGGAAUAGGUGCACCACAUGCCAAGGUGCCCUUUGGGAUCGCGGGAGCAUUGACUGUCACCUACGGGGUGUGUUUGCCAAACAGCUGCAGCGGAGAAGAUGCAGAGGUGAUGUUCAACACUUUAAUUGGACUUGCAACUGGUACGCAGAGGCUUCCAGUCCAGAACCGUACUGUUCAGGUGUUUACUUCAGAGUGUAAACUUCAACCUGCUGACCUUGAAUGGACAGGUGGGGCUAUAGCUGCGCUGUGUGUCCUGUCGCUCUUUACGUUCCUCCUCAUAAUCGGUACGAUCUAUGAUAUCCUUCAUCAACACACCGGGAUCUUCAAAAAUAGGCCAAAAUUGUACAUGUCGGAAAAGCACAUCAUCAACCAAUCAGCAGAUGGCAGCACUGUGGAAAAUGGCGAGACGAUUUCGUCAGCUAGCGUGGAUGUCAAGCAAAGUGGUGAAGUUGGGAAAUACUCCAAGAUGUCAGAUCCUGGCCAGCAACAAAAACCUGGUAUUCUCCAUAAUGUCAUUGUGGCCUUCUCUGUCUACACGAAUGGUGUUAAGAUGCUGGGAACAGCACAACCUGAGGGGUCUCUCCGGGCAGUCCAUGGCAUUCGCUUUAUCAGUAUGUCCUGGGUUAUCCUUGGACACACUUUCUUCUUUCUCUUGACAUCACAGACUCUUGGAAAUAUUGCACCCUACUACCAGAUGAUGCUGGAACGAUGGACGGCCCAAGCUAUCCUCAAUGCCACUGUAUCUGUAGACACCUUUUUUGUCCUGAGCGGUGUUCUCCUCAGUUACCUGUUCAUGAGGGAGAUGGGUAAGAUGGGAGGUCCGAGGAAAGUCAACUGGUUCAUGUUUUACUUUCACAGAUACUGGAGACUGACCCCUCCAUACAUGCUUGUGAUGCUUAUGUAUGUUCCAUUGUACCGCUAUUGGUCUGAAGGUCCACAAUACCCACAGGCUGCUUAUGGAAUCGAUGUGAACUGUCCAAAGUACUGGUGGACAAAUAUCUUGUACAUCAAUAACUUGGUUCAUAGUUCUCAACAGUGCAUGGGAUGGUCAUGGUACCUGGCUAAUGACAUGCAGUUCUUCAUCAUCAGUCCGAUCAUCCUUUUGGCAUUCUACUUUAAUGCUGCGGCAGGUGGAGUUGUUACGGCCGCUCUGGUACUGAUGAAUUUCAUUGCUAGCGGAGUGAUCACUACGGAAAACAAUGCACAGGCAACAUUUAUUGCUAUGGCAGAUAUAUCUGACAAGAUCUACUGGAAGCCAUGGUGUAGGAUUGGACCUUAUGCACUUGGCAUUGCUCUUGGCUAUAUCUUACAUGUCAACAAAUGUAAAGUGAAAAAGGGUUUGAUGACAAACGUCAUCAUGGUCGUUGGUUGGUGUAUAGCCAUCGUCCUCGGAAUCCUUGUCGUCUAUGGUCUCUAUGAUGACUACGAUGGCAGCGUCUCUCCGCAGGCUGUUGCCUCUCUUUACAAUGCUACCGCCAGGACUGGUUGGGGGUUGGCAGUGUGUUGGGUCAUCUUUGCUUGUGUCACAGGUUACGGAGGCUUUGUUAACAUGUUCCUCUCCUGGAAAGGCUUCAUCCCACUGAGUCGUCUGACAUACUGCGCAUAUCUUGUCCAUCCUGUCAUCAUGACAGUUUACUAUACGAGUCUGAGAGCGCCAUACAUAGCCACGGAUACUAUGCUGAUCUAUUCAUUCUUCGGACACUUGGUCGCCGCAUACGUGAUUGCGUUUGCUACCUCGCUUCUAUUCGAGUCACCCAUGAUUGGCCUGGAGAGGGCCCUCUUCAGGAAAUGAGUGAUGUGAUAUUUUGAUUGUGAUUCACUUGUGAUUGUUUCAAUGUUAUUUCAUCACCCCAGAGAAUCAAUUCCAGAGCUCCGAGCAUAACCUUCUUCCAAGCAUCUGCUCCAUUGUCUCAAAUACCAAAUUCUGUUCUUAUUUUACUGGGACAUUGGGAUCUGGGGCCCUUCGGGGACUCAAUGAUCGAAGUUUAACAUUAAGUAUCCAGUAGGCUGAAUUGUAAAAACCUUUUGAUUGGGUUGCUUAUAUUUGCGAUCUUAGCGGAACUACAGUUCUUGAAAGCUGUCCACAGCUGGCCCGAAUGCAAAGGAACCUGAGAUGCUUGGAACCACGUAAUGCUUGGAGUUUGGGAAUUUGAAUCUUCGAGGUGUUCAUAGGAGAGAUUAUGAUAUGUGGUGUUUGUUGACCUUCAGCUCAAUUCGAUAUUUUAAUGUCUUAUUUAUACGUUAGUUCAAUCAGGAAGAGGGUUACUAUAGUCGUAGUUCCACCUAUCAUAAAACCCCGUGUUUUUUCAAGACCCGUGUCUUUGCCGUGUGUCAAAAAACCUGGGGCGCACUUACACCUAUCAGUGGUGUUAGAUAAUGGUUAAUAGCCCCGGCGACAGGUGCGCUGUAGGUAGAGAGCUCUCCUGUGUUUCUUUCCCAUUGGAGGGGAAUUUUGCAUGCGCAAUACCGAGGCAACUACACCGCGCCAUCUGUUGCCGGAUCUUAGAACUUGCAAUUGCCGUGUCUAUUCAGAUUCCACCUAUCAAAAAACCCGUGUUGAACACGGGUCUAAAUUAGCCCCCGAUUAGCCCCAUUGAGCUCGAUGGGGCUAAUAGACACGGGGAUUUGACACACGGGUCUAUUUAGACACGGCAAUUCAUAGGUGAAGGCGCAAAAGACACGGGGAUUUGAUAGGUGGAAGUGCGACUUAUGAUACCACAGGCUACGGGUCUAGGGUUUUUCUACUUAAAUGUCUCAAUACUCGGUACAAUCUUUUUUUGAUUUGUCGUAAAAUGGCAAGUGGUUUCAGGUGGUAGGUAAUAGGUAGUAGGCCUAACUCUCUUUACUUACUCAGUUUUGAGGGGACUCUAGGCAGUACAGUGGAUUCUUUAGUAAGGCCUCAACCCGGUAUAUACCGGUAAUGUCAGCUAAAUGGUUAAAAGAGAGCAGAAGGUACACUUAAAAGGAUAAUCAGUGAUGACACGCUCAUGAGAUGUGCUAUUUGUGAAUGGACAGAGUAUGUUAUAAAUUACCAGAUUCUACUUUUGUUGAACUGAAGAUAUAUAUUUUUAUACUGAUUAAGCAAAUAUUCUAAUGUUGAAUAUUUUUCCAAUGAGUUUCUUUUUUGAUCACAUGAUUUUUAUAUUGUGACUGAAGCACAUUGUAUACUUUCGAUUCAGCAAUAAAACUGUGAUUGUUGCAA
Lineus longissimus is the source of this 3924-nucleotide messenger RNA. Its product is annotated as nose resistant to fluoxetine protein 6-like. The record is from RefSeq and is a predicted model, not a curated record. The transcript is spliced from 16 exons. The coding region runs from base 202 to 2514 and encodes 770 amino acids. Gene Ontology annotation, molecular function: acyltransferase activity, transferring groups other than amino-acyl groups. Lineage: Eukaryota; Metazoa; Nemertea; Pilidiophora; Heteronemertea; Lineidae.